Molecule: messenger RNA, 2300 nt
Organism: Frankliniella occidentalis (western flower thrips)
Lineage: Eukaryota; Metazoa; Arthropoda; Insecta; Thysanoptera; Thripidae
Product: nudC domain-containing protein 1
Exons: 11
Coding region: 16-1926 (636 amino acids)
Source: RefSeq, a predicted model, not a curated record
AGGCGCCUGGUGGGUAUGCAACUUAUCGGCCACCAAGCUGCUGGUGGCUGCCGACGCCUAUUGGCAUGCUUUAAGAACUCAACUCUAAAGAACACGGCAAAGUUCACUCAUCUUCAUGAGCAAGCAGGUGGUGACGAGAUUGAACUUCCACAAAAAUACUCAAGAGAAAUCAUGGCUAAGCCUCGCAUUCUGGUUGAUUUGAGACCAGACGGGAAAUUACUCGAUUCUUCGUUUGAUGGAUACAAACUGUCAUUGGAACCCGUCCCCACUAAGAGCUAUGCUUUGCCAUCAAAGCCCGAUAAUGUCACCCCGAGUGCCGAUCAGUACUCAUUCUUGCAUACUAAGUUGUUUGGUCUGCACAAUAAACUGUACUGUGAUCCAUGGACCGAUAACAUUUACUUCAUUGACGAUAAAUGGAAAAUACUUUGUUUUAAUUCUGACAUUGAUUUUGUUAAGGAUUCCCCGUUUUCUGAAGUGUGGGAAGUACCAAGUCACCAUGAAAGACGACCAGGCCAUUACAAUUUGUCCAUAAGUUUUGCAUCAACUGACUUGGUUAUUAUCGCUGAUGGAGCUGGUACAUUGCAUGUUGUCGAUACUGGAGAUCGUUCAUUCAAAAAUAGGAAUUGGGAGAUUGCAUUCAGCUGUGAGCCAAUCGGAGAGCAAAGAGGUUUUGUUGUAUUGAACAGCCGGUAUUAUUGUGGUGAGCUGCACUGCCUUCUUCUUCAUAUUGCCGAACAAGAAAUUGAGGGCUCAGAUGGCAAGAAGUCAAAAUUUUCAUCAGUGAUAGAUUGGGUUACUAUAGAAGGAGAACUAAGUCAGCAAAACUGGGGUAUGAAGACAGCAAGGCAAUUAGUUGGUGGAGGCAGCAUUGACUUUGCUUCUCUAGAGCCUAGUUGCACAGCUUUGUUUGUUGCAAGUGAUCGGCCUUUAAAAUUUACUGUAGACUCUGAAAACCCUGUUGCAGAAGAUAAGCAAGAUAAAAAAGUCGAGUACAAGCACCAGAUUGUAUUUUCAUGGCUUCAGAAAGGUGAUGAUAUUACUCUGAAUGUGCCUGUUGCUGCUGAUGUUGCAAAGUCUGACAUUAAAGUCACAGUUAGUCCAUUGUCUCUUCAAAUAAACAUCAGAGAUAAUGUAGUUCUCGAGGGUGCCUUACAUCAAAGAGUUGAUUCUGAUCUUACAUGCUGGACUUUGUCAUCAGGGAAAUUAGAAAUUAUUUUAACUAAAGUGGAGAAUGGUGUGGUUUGGCCUGAGUUAAUUGUUGGCUGUCAGAAAGGUGAGGAAAUAAUGGAUCCUGCCCUUGUUGAAGAAGUUCAUCAACGUCUGGCCCAUCUUUGUUCAGAAACUGUGGAAACUGCUACAAAUGAUGUUGCACCAGCGUAUAAUAGUCAGGAGCUAGAGGAUUGUGAUGCAUUUCCGAGAGACACCUCUGUGUUGUUACGCCUUGAUUCCAAAGACCAUACUAUUUCUCAUCAGGUCAGCAUGGGUGGGCAUCAAUGGCUGUUCAAUGUUUCUUUGACAGCUGGUGCACCUCCUGCAUUGUGUGUUAGGCAUGAUGUUGAUGCUUGUGUCUGGCAGAUGGAUGAAAUGAAUCGUGACUCCAAUAUCUGGCCUAUUACGCAUGUAGGAACAUUUUUGGCAUUCGGUUAUGUCCAGGCAUCAAAGCAACACAGAAAGUUUACAGUUUGUCCAUCAGAUAUGUCCUAUGCAGCUAUUUGUGAUACGUCAAGGCAUAUAUAUUUGUAUCGGCAACCAUCAGCUGUUGGAAGUGAAUUACGCAAUCGUUCAACUGGAAGAAGGGUAGCCCAGGUAGCCAAACAACAAUUGGUUCAAUUAGAGUCCGAUUGUCAUGUCAUAGGGUGUCAUGCAACAUCCAACCAUUUAUAUUUACUAACAGAUGAAUCAUUAUUUAAGCUUAUUUUAAAAUAGCUUAGCAUUGCAUCUAAUAACAUUAAGUCUAAACAUUAAACCUGUCAACACAAUUUUUAAUUUUUCUUGAAGAGAAAAGGAAGCAUAUGAUUUGCCAAGAAUUCUCAGACAAAAAAAUCUUUAAGUUUUCGUCCACUGGUGCCCUGGAUUUGACAUGGCAAAGAAAUGUGAAUGAUGUUGCAAUUUCUGUUUUGCAAAACACAGAUUAAAAUUACCCAUAUCCUUAGGAAAUGUUUCUGCCUGGCCUGGCAGUCCAAUAAUUGUCAAUCAAAGUAAAACAGAGGAAGCAUUAUUUUUUAUUUUAUCUGUCACAUUCAGUAAUUUGCUUGCUUUCUAAAGAAUUAUAAAUUAAAUCUAUUUCAUUGAUUUUCUAA